AUGAGCGUUAAACAGGAAGAUCAACUUAAAGAGAAAAUAUUGAAUGUAGCCAGAAAAAAUCCAAAAGGAAUAUCGCAUAAAGAUAUCACAGCGGCUAUACCUGAUAUUUCAUCUGCUGAGUUGGUUACCGCUAUUAACGAACUAUUACAGCAAGAAUAUUUUGAUUUAUUUAAUCAAAAUGGGGCUCUGUUAUACAGGUUAAAAACUCAAGUAAACAAACAAGCAGUCAAGGGUGCAGAUAAUGAAGAAAAAGUUGUAUUUAAUCUAAUAGAGGAAGCUGGAAAUAAAGGGAUAUGGAUUCGUGAAAUCAGAAUAAGAUCAAAUUUAGCUAAUACACAGCUAACUAAAGUCUUAAAAAGUCUUGAGAGCAAGAAACUCAUUAAAGCUGUCAAAUGUGUUAAUGCUUCUAAGAAAAAAGUAUACAUGCUCUACAAUUUAGAACCCGACAGAUCUAUCUCUGGAGGAGCAUGGUAUCAAGAUCAAGAUUUUGAAUCUGAAUUUGUAGAUAUAUUAAAUGUGCAAUGCUUAAGGUUUUUGAAUCAACGAUCAGAUAAGAUUAAAAACAACCCACGAGGACCAAUUGUUGGCAGAACACAAUCUUAUGCCACUGCAUCUGAAGUCCAGAAAUACAUUACAGAUCUCGGAAUAAGUAAGGUACAACUGGAUGUCGAAGAUGUAAUCACAAUAUUAAAUACUUUGGUUUAUGAUGGUAAAGCUGAAAGUAGUGUGUACCCAGACGGAAGCAAAGUAUAUCGGUCUAUAGACCCUCUCAUACCAGCACCAGGACUUGUUCAAGUGCCAUGUGGAGUCUGCCCUCUUGUACACAAAUGUUCUACCACAGGACUGAUAACACCACAAGAGUGCACAUAUAUGACUGAAUGGCUUGAGUAA
Molecule: messenger RNA, 891 nt
Organism: Arctia plantaginis
Lineage: Eukaryota; Metazoa; Arthropoda; Insecta; Lepidoptera; Erebidae
Source: the annotation of a GenBank genome assembly